GGGUUAUCGGUCGACCGGUCAGGCACUGCUCAAGCGCUCAAGGCUAUAGCAUGCAAUGUAUUUCAGCUCUUCUUUGGUGAGCAUUUUGAACGACUGUUGAAGCUGUACUACCACACUCUUUAACAUGACUGCUUGAAAUACAGCUCCAGCCCUCUCCAGCCGCACCUAAGUUUUGCGACCACAUAAUAAAAUUAGUCAGGUCCGAUCUGUGGUACGGCGUCCGCGUGUUGUAUCAAUGUUUUCAACCCUGGUGCCUUGCCAUGAAUGUCAUACAGGCUCACUGCCUUCGCUAAAGACUCAUCUGACGUGAAAGCUAACACCUGAUUUUCUGAUAUAAAGAGCACGAACGACAGACGAACACAUCAAGCCGCUGUAACUCCCACCACCACCAUGCUGCAUCUGCUGUGUAUCGCUCUGUCUCUUUUCUUAUCCCUUCAGCUCGCUGUUGCAGACCCUGCCUCAACAGUCUUACGAGUUCCACGUCACUCCAAGUCAUCGUCACUAGUACUGACCAAGUCUGUACUAUCAGCUCUCUUGGUUCCCCGAGGGAGGUUCACUGCUCGACAAGGAUGCCCCAGCGGAUAUCAGCAAUGUACUAACUACCCGGACGCAUGUGCCCCUACUGGCAGCUUCUGUUGCAGCGAUACGUAUAACUGUCCAGACGGCACCACUUGCUUCGAUUCCGAAUGUUGUCCCAGUACCGCGCAAACAUGUAAUGGAAAUGCCUGCUGCAACCCUGGUAGUGAAUGCUGCAACGACGACAGCAGCUGCUGUGAAUCCGGCUACUCCUGCUGCAAUGACUCUACCGGGGGAUGCUGCCCUACUGGAACUACGUGCAUAGCAGGUUCUGAUCAAUGUUCCGCUGGAGGCUCAAGUUCUGUGGGUGGAAGCAGUGUACCCACUAGCAUUACGGUUGCUACUCCGUCCAAGUCCACUGUGCUGCCAGGAACCACUUCUAGCAGCAGUCCUGUAAUUACAUUCGACGGGCCCACAACAACUUCCAGCACUUCUUCCUCCACUUCUUCGACAGCUUCAUCCGCGGGGUCUACUUCCACUGGUUCGUGUAAGCAGCCUCUUGCUUCUGAUCCGUGACCUAACUUAUACCAUAAAUUUAGCACAAAUUGGUGCUGCUCCUCGUGGUAUUGCACUCGCACCUGGAAAACAACUUGUGGUCUUGGCCGCAGUUGUUGGUUUGCCGAUCCU
This is a messenger RNA of Suillus plorans, 1203 nucleotides long. RefSeq lists its product as uncharacterized. NCBI's taxonomy places the organism in Eukaryota, Fungi, Basidiomycota, Agaricomycetes, Boletales, Suillaceae. Bases 391 to 1092 code for a protein of 233 amino acids. The transcript has 7 exons. The record is from RefSeq and is a predicted model, not a curated record.